Messenger RNA from Lottia gigantea (owl limpet), 1067 nucleotides. RefSeq lists its product as hypothetical. Gene Ontology annotation, biological process: dGTP catabolic process. Gene Ontology annotation, molecular function: 8-oxo-7,8-dihydrodeoxyguanosine triphosphate pyrophosphatase activity. NCBI's taxonomy places the organism in Eukaryota, Metazoa, Mollusca, Gastropoda, Lottiidae. The record is from RefSeq and is a predicted model, not a curated record. The transcript is spliced from 3 exons. Bases 1 to 468 code for a protein of 155 amino acids. Gene Ontology annotation, cellular component: cytosol.
AUGGCGGCUGUAGAAACACAUGUUCGCCCUAAAGUUGGUGUUGGAGUCUUUGUAACCCAUCCAUAUCACCCAAAUAAAAUUUUAAUGGGAAUCAGAACAGGUUCAACUGGUGAAGGACUUUAUGCCUUGCCAGGAGGUCAUUUAGAAUUCGGAGAAGAAUGGGAAGAUUGCGGUGCUAGAGAAGCACUAGAAGAAGCUGAUCUGAAGUUGAAGAAUGUAUUCUAUGCUACUGUAGUGAACGCUAUUAAUUUAGAUGAAAAAGUAGAAAAGUAUCAUUAUGUAACUAUAUUUGUACAAGGUGAAGUUGAUACCAGUUAUAAAUCAGAACCAGAAAAUCUAGAACCCGACCGUUGUUUAGGCUGGCACUGGGUAGAUUGGAACCAACUUCCACCAACUGACAAACUCUUCUGUGCUUUGAAGAUUUUAGUUGAAUCUAAUUGUUAUAACCCGUUUGAUCACAAAAAAUGAAAUGGUUUAAUUGUAUUGUAAGAAAUUAUGUUCUGAAAUAUUUUGUUUAUAUCCGACGGUGAAUCACAUGAGAAACAUUCAGUGCUUUUCAUUUUCAAAUUUUACCUUCGGCUCGCUUAGUCUUCAGAUUCAAACUUUGGCCUUAGAAAAUGACACCAGUUGAAAUACGAUGUAUGAUUAUAAUAAUCUUUUGUAUACAUAUCAUCUUUUGUAAAUAGCCACAUUAUAAUUAAUUAGUGUCAGAAAUAGAUUAUGUUAUAUAGAUUUCAUAUAAGCAUAGGCGCACCUGACAGCGAACUUAAUGAAUGAAAAAUGUUAUGGGUAUUUUAUUUGAAGCUGUACAUUUUGAAAAUAAAACUCCAUAAAGACGAUUAAAUUUUUACUUCCUAGCAAAUACUGGUGUGUACGUGACGUUUUUAAAAAUAUUAUUAUUAUUAUUAUUAUUAUUAUUAUUGCUAUUUACAGUGCUAACGCCUAACGAACAAAUUCCUGUGCAUUUGCAACGAAUAAGUCAAUGCUUGUACAAAGAAUCAAGUUGAAAAGCAGACAUGUUAGCUUAAUGUAAUCGACACUUGACCACCAAAAGGUUUUUCUGAUUG